AUGUUCUCUUGUAUAAAAGCAGUCAUGUACGGAGAACACGUCGCUCAUCGGAAAGCACGAUACUUCCUUUUGCGUUGAAGGGUAUUUGAAACUAUCAGGUGCCCCCACGAUAACUAUCUCUUUCACCCAUCCCAAUAGGAUUUCGCCAAGCAAAGAUGGAUCAACUGUCUAACGAGCAAAUCACUGAAUUCAAAGAAGCUUUCUCCUUGUUCGACAAAGAUGGCGAUGGCACGAUUACCACCGCAGAGCUGGGGACCGUCAUGCGCUCUUUAGGACAGAACCCUACUGAAGGGGAGCUCCACGACAUGAUCAACGAGGUCGACGCGGACGGCGAUGGAACUAUCGACUUUUCAGAGUUCCUGGCCAUGAUGCAAAAACGCGCUCAUGAAUCCGAUAGCGAAGAUGAGAUUAGGCAGGCAUUCAAGGUGUUUGACAGAGACGGGAAUGGGACCAUCAGUGCCGCUGAGUUGAAGCAGGUCAUGACGAGUCUUGGCGAGCGCCUGUCGGACGCUGAACUACAGGCGAUGAUCAACGAAGCUGACCAGGAUGGAAAUGGUGAGAUCGACUAUCAAGAAUGGCUUGAAAUGAUUUUGACGUGGACCAAGUUGAAACACGCUUGUGCAUAUUAUUGUCUGGUUCUACAAGGACCAAGCGUCAAAUAG
Messenger RNA from Desarmillaria tabescens, 662 nucleotides. Its product is annotated as calmodulin. The coding region runs from base 156 to 662 and encodes 168 amino acids. Gene Ontology annotation, cellular component: myosin II complex. The record is from RefSeq and is a predicted model, not a curated record. Lineage: Eukaryota; Fungi; Basidiomycota; Agaricomycetes; Agaricales; Physalacriaceae. Gene Ontology annotation, molecular function: calcium ion binding. The transcript is spliced from 8 exons.